AUGGAUACUGAGGAGUCUCCGAGCCCUGUCGAGGAGGAGAAGGAGAAGCUUCUACCUCCUGGGACCCCCAAAUACAGCACCAAAGAUGUGCUCGGUACGCCCCCUUCACCCCUUCCUGAGAAAGAUCAGAUGCACGGGACCCCCAAUACAGCACCAAGGACGUACUCGGUACACCCCCUUCACCCCUCCCUGAGAAAGAUCAGAUCAGGUGUGCGGGACCCCAAAUACAGCACCAAGGACGUGCUCGAUCCAGCGGUUCUGAACAGGCUGAUGCUGGAGGAUUCUCAUCAGCUCAUGCGGUUCGAGAUCUGCCCCCUGCGCUGCUCCGUCAUCACAGACCAGGACCGCAGACGCAACCGCCUCAAGAACCGCUGUGCCUACUACCCCCCGCUCAACAUGUGGGCACACUGGGUCCUGGAGAGUGAGAUAUUUGUAAACACCAUUCUCUUCCUGAUCAUACUCAACACCAUCGUGCUGGGCGUCCAAGCAGAGGUGUUUGACAACAUGGACCCCAGCAUGGACAUGCUGAAGCUGGCCCUGGACGUGCUGGACUGGAGCAUCCUGGACAUCUUCCUGAUAGAGAUCCUGCUCAAGUGGAUCGACAACUUCGUCAGCUUCUGGAAGAGCACCUGGAACAUCUUUGACUUCGUUGUGACUGUGUUGUCCAUUCUCCCUGAGCUGAUGAAAGCCCAGGAAGGGUUAAAUUCCUCAAACCUGGAUUUUGUGAAGCUUAUCCGGAUAUUCCGCAUCCUCCGAUCCUUGAAAAUGGUCUCCAAAUUCCGGCAAGUGAGGAUCAUUGUGCUGGCCAUCUCCAAAGCAUUUAAGUCUUCACCUAUAUCUUUGCUGUGGCUGGAGUCAUAUUCUUCCAGAGCUAUACUCGCUCUGACCGGCCAGACCUCAUCUACAACAAGAACUUCAAUGAACAACUUCCAGAUGAUCCGGAACGACCUGUCCAAGGAGGUGAAGCAGAUUGAGACCCAGCAGAGAGCCGAUCUGUUCAAGGCCGAGAUCAUCAACAGGAGGAUGAGUCAGAUGAAACUCACAGAUGGCCCCGCCCAGGACCCUCCACCAGAGGGCAGCAGUGAGAAGCCUAGCUCAGAACAGACCCCCACAGAACUCCCGGUCCACACAGUGAAACCCACUGCCAGUGCCACAGACUGGAAUGCCUAUGUGGAGGAUAACCUGAGUGUGAUGCGUGACCAGGAGGAGGAUGAGAAGGUGACGUGGCCCCGAGACUCCCUCUUCAGGUACUUUGAGCUGCUGGAGAAACUGCAGUACAACCUGGAGACGUGCAAGAGGCUGCAGAACAUGGCAGCUCAGGCUCUGAUGAAUUUCCACACCUACUAAGAAAGACUUCACUGUGUGUGUGCCUAUCUACCAGCAUCAGAGAAAC
Acipenser ruthenus (sterlet) is the source of this 1393-nucleotide messenger RNA. RefSeq names its product cation channel sperm-associated protein 2-like. Gene Ontology annotation, molecular function: calcium-activated cation channel activity. Bases 1 to 1347 code for a protein of 448 amino acids. The transcript is spliced from 14 exons. The record is from RefSeq and is a predicted model, not a curated record. Gene Ontology annotation, biological process: flagellated sperm motility; monoatomic ion transport; transmembrane transport. NCBI's taxonomy places the organism in Eukaryota, Metazoa, Chordata, Actinopteri, Acipenseriformes, Acipenseridae. Gene Ontology annotation, cellular component: CatSper complex; membrane.